AUGGCUGAGACUACUAACCAGAGGAAGAGAACCUUCAAGACCUUCUCCUUCAAGGGCGUUGACCUUGCCAAGUUGGUCGAGUUGGAGACCGAGGAGUUCACCAAGCUUUGCGGUGCCAGAGUCAGAAGAAGAUUCUCCAGAGGUUUGGGUGCCAAGCCAAUGGGCUUGAUUGCCAAGUUGAGAGCCGCCAAGUUGGCCACCCCAGCCAACGAGAAGCCAGCUGUUGUCAAGACCCACUUGAGAAACAUGAUUAUUGUUCCAGAGAUGAUUGGCUCCAUGGUCGGUGUCUACAACGGUAAGGUUUUCAACACCGUUGAGAUCAAGCCAGAGAUGGUUGGCCACUACUUGGGUGAGUUCUCCAUCACCUACACCCCAGUCAGACACGGUAGAGCCGGUAACGCUUCUGCCAGAUUCAUGCCAUUGAGAUAA
Molecule: messenger RNA, 429 nt
Organism: Metschnikowia bicuspidata var. bicuspidata NRRL YB-4993
Lineage: Eukaryota; Fungi; Ascomycota; Pichiomycetes; Serinales; Metschnikowiaceae
Gene: RPS15
Product: 40S ribosomal protein uS19
Exons: 2
Coding region: 1-429 (142 amino acids)
Biological process (GO): translation; ribosomal small subunit assembly
Cellular component (GO): cytosolic small ribosomal subunit; ribosome
Molecular function (GO): RNA binding; structural constituent of ribosome
Source: RefSeq, a predicted model, not a curated record